AUGACAUCAAAACAACUUACUCUUCAAAGCAACAUGGAGCCAAUUGCCGUAGUUGGUAUUUCAUGUACAUUUGCUGGUGGAAUCAAUACAUCUGAAUUAUUUUGGAAGGUUCUUAAAGAUAGUAUUGAUGUUGGAAGUGAAAUUCCGAAAGAACGUUUCGAUCCCAAUUCCUAUGCUCCACUUUACAAUACAAAAAAACCUUUGAUACGUCGCGGUUAUUUUAUCAAUAAUGAUGAACUUGACCAUUUCGAUCCAUCAUUUUUCGGUGUAACAGAUGCUGAUGCAAUGUCAAUGGAUCCAUGUCAUCGAAUUUUACUUGAAAAAUUUGUUCAUUUACUUGAAGAUGCUAAUUAUCCUGUGGAUCAAAUGAAAGGAAGUCGAACAGCUGUUUAUAUCGGUCAAUUUACUACUGAUCAUCCAACAACAUUUUAUCGUUCGAAAGUUGAAGAUCAAUCAAAUUUAUUAGGACCUAACAUAUCAGUAUAUAAUGCUUCUGCUCGACUUUCAUAUCAUUUUGACCUUCACGGACCUAAUUUGACAUUGGAUACAGCUUGUUGUUCUUCACUUCAAGCUCUACAUCUUGCUGUUCAAAGUUUACGAAAUGGUGAAGCUGAUUUUGCUGUCGCUGGUGGAACUAAUUUAAACUAUGCACCCGAAAGUUUUUUCAUUUCAUUAAUCACCGGUGCUAUUUCACCCGAUGGAAGAUCACGUUCUUACAGUGAAGAUGCAAAUGGUUAUGCUAGGGGUGAUGGAGUUGCUAUGGUUCUUCUAAAGCGAUUAUCCGAUGCAAUUCGAGAUAAAGAUAAAAUCUAUUGUGUUGUUCGUGAUGUUAUGGCUUCACACGAUGGAAAUGAAGAAAAAAUGAAUUAUAAUGUUCCAUCAAGUUUUGGACAAAAUCUUCUUCUAAAAGAAAUCUAUUCACGUAAUAAUAUUGAUUUGAACGAAGUAUUUUAUAUCGAAGGUCAUGGAACUGGAACACAAGUUGGUGAUCCAAUUGAAGCAAAUACAUUGGGCAAAUUUUUUAAACGUUCACCUUAUAAUCCACCACUUUUAAUUGGUUCUGUUAAAAGUGUUAUCGGUCAUACGGAAGCAACUGCUGGAAUAGCAUCUUUAAUUAAAAUUGCAUUAUGUAUGAAAUAUCGAAUGUUAACACCAAAUAUGAAUUUUACUUCGCUCAAUCCAAAAAUUGAAGCGGAAAAAUAUAACUUGCAUGUUGUCAAUCACAUUAUCAAUUUUCCUGAGCAAAUGGUUACUGUUGGAAUUAAUAAUUUCGGUAUGGGUGGUAAUACUGCUCAUGCUAUCGUUAGCGAAUGGGUUGAAGAUCAUCCAUAUAAUUCCUCAAUACAUAUUGAUGAAAAAUUAGAACAAGAUUUUGUUCUGACAUUUUCUUCAAAAGGUGAUCAGUCAUUGAAAAUUCAUCUCGAAAAAGUUUCCAAAUGGCUUUCAACAAUACCUAGACAAUUCAUCGAAAAUGAUGAACAAUUAUUUCUUACAUACCUGAGUGAAAAACUUUUACUCAAACGAACAACUAAUUUCUCACAUCGAUUAUCAUUCGUUUGUUCAAAUUUCAAACAAUUAGAACAUCAAAUUCAAUCUUAUUUAGCAGAUCAAACGACAACACCAGGUGUUAUUCUUUCUCAAGACAAACUUUUAAUCGAACAUCAAUCAAAUUCGAAUAUUUGCUUUAUCUAUAGUGGUCAAGGUCCUCAAUGGUGGGCGAUGGGACGUCAAUUAUAUUUAACCGAACCUGUCUUUCGUCAUUGGAUAGACAAAUUACAUUUGGAAUUUCUUUCGGUCUCCAAUCAUUCAUUUUCACUUAUCAAAGAAUUAAUUGAACCAACUAAAGAAGAAGAUUCGCAAAUCAAUUUUACCAACAUUGCACAACCAUUAAUCUUAUCGGUUCAAAUCGCUUUGACUAGCUUAUGGUUAUCAUGGGGUAUUCGUCCCCAACAUAUCGUUGGUCAUUCAGUUGGUGAAGUCGCAGCUGCAUAUGUGGCUGGUCGUCUCUCAUUAAACGAAGCAGUUCAAAUUAUCUAUCAUCGAUCACGUGUUCAAAAUUAUAAUACCAAUCAAGGUGGUAAAAUGCUUGCAUUAUUUCUUAGUGAAGAUGAAACAAAUAAAUUACUAAUUAACUGUCAAGAUCGCAUUCAAAUAGCUGCUAUUAAUAGUCCAAAAUCAGUUACAUUAAGUGGUGAUAAAGAUGCUUUAGAGAAUCUUUAUAAUAAUCUUUCAAUAACACAACCAAAUGUUUAUAAAACAUGGCUGAAAAUUGAAAAUGCAUUUCAUAGUAAACAAAUGGAACGAUUUCAUAUUUAUGAAGAACUUAUCGAAAGCCUGUUGCAUAUAAAAGGAAAUGGAUAUCAUCAAGAAUUUGAUCAACUAUGUUCUAAUGCAAUACUUUAUUCAACUGUAACUGGAACUCGUAUGAAUGGAACCAGUUUAGAUGGUGAAUAUUGGUGGAAGAAUGUUCGAAAUCCAGUUUUAUUCAAUGAUGCUAUUCAAUCUAUUCUUUCUGAUAUGACACAAUCCAAAGCGAUUCCAGUAUUUAUUGAAAUAUCUGCACAUCCAGUCUUAUCAGCAACUAUUCCCGAAUGUUUUCAACAAUUCAGUCAAUCGCAUUCAUUAUUAUCGAAUCAAACACCAAUCGUUCUUCAUUCAUUGAAAAGAAAACAAAAUGAACAACAAACGAUGCUCUCAUCAUUAUGUUCGUUAUUUUCAUAUUUUGGUUCAAAUUUAGUUCAUUGGAAGAAAUUUUUCAACUCACGUUCAUAUUCUCAAAUUUUAUCGCAAGAACAUUCUCUAUCAAAAUCAAUCAAUUCUCUUCUUGAUACAUUACCCAAUUAUUCAUUUAAUCAUCAAAUCUAUUGGUAUGAAUCUAAAGAUUCAGUUUUUGCACGACGAGCUAUUAAACGAAAACAUCACCCGUUACUUGGUUAUCGUCGAUGGCAUCAUGACACUCCCGUGCCAGCAUGGAGAAAUAUUUUUACUAUGAAUUCAAAUGCAACGAAUCUAUCUUAUUUACUCGAUCACAAUAUUCAAGGAGCUACUCUAUUUCCUGCUGCCGCUUUUAUUGAACUGAUUUUUUCUGCUAUCAAUCAACUGUUACAAUACGUAUCAACCGAACAAAAAUCUAUUACCAUACAAAAUGUUCAAUUUCUUCAUGGUCUAGAAUUAAAUCCUGAAGUAACGAUUCAAUUAGAAACGGUGAUUAUUAUGCCUUUCAAAGAAUUCUAUGUCUAUAGUCGUCGAAAACAACCGAAUGAUUCUAUACGUACUUCCGGUAUCAGUGGAGAUGAUAUAACAACAAAGUAUGGAGAUGAACAGUUUUUACAUACCUAUUCAUCAAACGAGUGGACACUACAUUGUCGUGGUUUAAUCAAUUUGAAAGCCGAUGCUUCAUUAAUUAGUUCGAUGUAUGAUAUUGAUUCAAUUUUGAAUCGUUUACUACCAUCGAAUAAUCCGAAGACAACGAUAGUAGCUCAAACUGAAACUGAACUUGACAAAAUGUACAAAUAUUUUGAGAUUGCUGAUCAUAAAUUUGGGCCUCGAUUUCGAUCAAUCAAAGCUUUAUAUCGAUAUCAAUACGAAGCUUUGUUAGAACUUAUGAUUCCAUCUGCACUUGCAAACGAAGAAUAUUUCGAUCGCGAUGAAUAUAUUUGUCAUCCAGCAGUAUUAGAUGCUUGUUUUCAAGGAUUGAUUCCACUUAUUCCCGGAAAUUUCUAUGAACUUGGUAUUCCAAUCUCAAUUGAUGAAAUCACCUUAUUUGAUAGAAACAAGCAUCUUCUUUCAACUCAACAACAACUUUAUGCUACUCAAUCUGUGAACACAUCAGUUAACGGAAUUACGACUAACAAAACCUAUACGACAGAUAUGCUCGUUUUUAGUCAUUCAAAUCAAUCAUCUUCUUCGGAGCCAAUGGUGGCAUUUCGUGGAUUUAAAAUACAAAUACGUGAAGAUAGAAGUGUGGAUAAAUCAAUUUUUCAGAAAAUCGAAGAAAGUACUUCCAUUUGUAGUAAUAAUUCGAAAAAGAUUGUUCCUGUUAAUGAACUAAUCGAUCAUCUUUGUGCAUAUCAGUAUUGGAAUACUACUCAAUUGCAUACAAUUACAUCUACAACAAAUCCAUAUGAACAAUGGAUAAUUUUCUGUGAUCAGAAGCAACAUAUUUGCCAACAAAUUGCUGAAAUGCUAAUUAAAAAUCAAAUUAAACCUGAAAAUAUAACACUCAUUUAUUCAUCUAUUGACAAUGAGAAAACCAUCAAUCAACAAUCAUUAUUUAAAGAAAUAAUUAUCGAUGAUAUAUCUUCUAUUUCAAAGUUAAAUGAACUGAAGUCUUUCAAACAAAAUCAUCCGAUCAAUAUUGUCUUCGGUUGGCCACUUGAUUUGUCAAGUUUGAAUAAUAAUGUGAGUUUUCCAGGUGAAGAACGUUUUGAAUGUUCAACAUUGAUGCAUAUCGUACAAAUAAUCUAUGAAAUUAAAUUCGAUAAACAUCCAAAUAUCUUUAUUCUUACUGCAAAUGCUCAACCUUUAAAUAAUGGGCAAAAUUCAGAAAAAUUUGAUUUUCUUCCAUCGCCAGUCAUUGGUUUUGCAAAAUCGAUACUUAAUGAAUAUGCUAUCAAUCGAAUGAAACUAAUUGAUUUGCAAUUUUCUCAUUUGUCAGAAAAUUUGCUUCAAAUAAUUCUCAAUGAAAUGUAUUCAACCAUCUAUUCUUCAUCAGACACUUGUCAAGAUGAAGAAGUUGUAUUAACUUCUUCAAAUAAUAACCUCAUUCAACGAUAUAUACCCGAAUAUUCAAUCAUUGAUUCAUCAAAAGAUCGUAUGAUAAUAAACAAUCGACAACAAAAACUUAUUCCCAAAUUGAAUAGUGAUCAUAUACAUUUUCAAUUACAAGUGCCCAAAUCUCGAUUAAUAUCCGAUCUAAAAUGGAUUUCGAAUCCGACAAAUGCAACUGGUCUUACAUCGACCGAAGUCGAAAUCUCUGUACAUUGUGUCGGUCUGAAUUUUCGAGAUAUUUCAAAAUUACGUGGUUUACAUCCUCAUACACGUGGAAGUGAAGAUCAAUAUGAUAAAAAUGAAUUUAUUGGCAUGGGCUUUUCUGGAGUCGUCCUUCGGAAAGGUUCUGAUGUUCAUUUGAAUAUCAAUGAUCGAGUUUUCGGAAUGAUUACAAAUCAGAAUGUUUUUCAGUCACAUUUGAUCGUAAAUGAAAAUGAUCUUGUACAAGCACCAAGUGAUUUAACAAUGGUACAACUAUCGACAUUGCCAACGUAUAUAACUGCUUUUUAUUCUCUUCAAGAUUGUUUGAAAUUAAAAUCCUCACAAAUGAUAUUGAUUCAUUCAGCAGCAAGUGCAACUGGAUUAGCAUUUAUUCAGUAUGCAAAAAUGAUUGGAGCGAAUAUUAUUGCAACAGCUGGAACGAAAGAAAAACGAGAUUUCUUACGAGAAAAAUAUCAACUAGAACAUGUUUAUAAUGACAAAGAUUUAUCAUUUGUAAGACAAAUUCGUCAAAUUUAUCCAAAUGGUAUUGAUAUUAUCGUUAAUUCUCUUUCGGGACUAUUUCGAAAUGAAUCCUUAAAAUUACUUGCACCAUUCGGUCAUUUUAUUGAACUUAAUCAAAAUGAUAUCUAUGCCAAUUCGAAUUUAUCCUUAUUUCCACUAAGAACCAAUUGUACUUAUCAUGUCAUCGAUUUAACUUCUCUUCAAAAAUAUUCUCCGAAAAAAAUUCAAUGUUUAUUAAAAGAUAUUGCGAAUUUAUGUAACAUGAAACACUUAACGCCGAUUACACCAAUUCUAGAAUUUGAUGCAUCACAAAUAGAAGAAGCAUUCUCCGUAUAUUCUCAAAGAAGACAUGUUGGACAAUUUGUUAUCAAAAUUGCUCAAUCUGAUCGAGAACUACUCAUUGAAAAUGAUCCAACUGAAAAACAAACAUCACACAAACAUAUGUUUUCAAAAUCGGUUUGUAACGAAGGAACAAUUGUCAUUAGUGGUGGACUUGGUGGUCUUGGGAUUGAUAUAUCAAAAUGGAUGAUUAGAGAACGUGGUGUAAAACGAAUAGUUCUAUUAUCAAGAAGAGAUAUAGAUCAACUCGAAAAGACCAGUUAUCAGUAUAAAGAUUGGAGUUCUCUGCAAGAAAUUGCCAAAGAAAAUCAUGCGCUCGUCGAAGUUAUGAAAGCCGAUAUAAGAGAUUAUGAUCAAGUCUUCAACGCUCUUUGUCAUAUUAGUGAAAUAAAAUCUUAUCCAAUUCGUGGUAUUAUUCAUAGUGCAAUGGUUUUACAUGAUAGUUUAUUUCAAAAUUUAACGAAUGAAAUUUUACAUAAAGUAAUGCAACCUAAAAUUCAUGGCGCAUGGAAUCUUCAUCGUGCAACGGAAAUCUUAUCAUGUCCUUUGGAGUUUUUUAUUAUGUUUUCAUCAAUACGAAAUCAUAUUACGGGAGUUGGACAAUCAAAUUACAAUGCUGGAAAUAAUUUUCUCGAUUCGCUUGCAUAUUGGAGAUUGAAUUAUCGAAAUUUACCAGCAAUUUCGAUUGCUUUACCAGCUAUAUCAGGAGCUGGUUAUCUACAUAAUCAUGCUCAAUCGACUAUUGCAUUAAUGGAACAACAAGGAGUACAUUUGAUGCCAUCGAAAUAUGUUUUUCAAGUCAUUGAACAAUUACAACAUAAUCAAAAAGAACAACAACGAAUAUUAGGUAAAACGAAUCUUUUUAAUCCAAUUAUUUUUUCUGUCGAUUGGAAAACUUUACUUAUCACGAAUUUGCCAAUAAAAUUCAAUAAUUUUGUAAAACAAUUUUCCAAGACGAAUCCUGAAGAAACAAAGAUUUCAUCUGAUGAUAAUAACGAACAAUCAAACUUUGAUCUCGAUACCAUAACCAAUAAAAUCCGUUUACGAAUUUCCAAGUUAUUCGGUGCACUGAAUAGCAAUCGAAUCGAUUUAGUUAAACCAUUGAUUCAUCAAGGUAUGGAUUCGUUAACUGCUGUUGAACUUCGAACUUGGUUAGUAAGAGAAAUGUCAGUCAAUAUUCCUCUUGUCGAAUUAUUACAAGGCAUGUCAAUCAAUGAUCUUGCUCUAUAUAUUCAACAGAAAGCACUUCAACAUCAAACAAAUAUGAAUAUCAAUAAAAAUUCUCGUGAACUAUCAUCGAAAGAUAUUAAUAACAAUGAAAAUUCAUUAGUCAAUGCAGAAAGCGAAAAAGAUCACAAAGAAUUCGAAAGUUCGUAUAAUGGUACUUCACUUCUCUUACCACUUCAUUAUCCAGGAAAAAGAUCUACAUUAUUUUGUGUUCAUGAUAUCAUUGGUCUUUCGCAAACAUUCAUUCAGUUUGCAAUUCAUAUGGCGAAUAGUUAUCAGAAUGAAUGUCCAUCGAUAUUUGCUUUUCGUGCCAGUGGUUAUCAAACGAAAGAAUCAUUUCUUCAAUCGAUUGAAACUAUGGCUGAACAAUAUAUUUUUCAAAUGAAACGAGUUCAACCAACUGGGCCAUAUUAUCUACUUGGUUAUUCAUUCGGAGGACUUGUUGCUUAUGAAAUGGCUCGACAAUUAUAUGAAAAACAUCAAACAACUGUUCAAUCAUUGAUAUUAAUUGAUCCUCCAAUACCUAUUGAACAUCCACUGAUUCUACCAAAUCAAAUCAAAGAAAAUCUAUUUUGGUCAUUAAAAACAUUACAAUUUAUUUUUAAUUAUUUUACCAACGAUAAAACUUCAAAUCUUCUUCUUAAUCAAUUAUUUUCUUCUCCUCAGUCAUCGAUCGAAGAACAAGUACAAAUGUUAAUACAACAAGCUUCAUUAAUAUUGAAAACUCGUUUUCCUUUCUUGAAAGACAAUGAAGAAAUGUUUGAGAUUAUCAAAGCAAAUAUGAUAGCAAAAGAAUCUUAUACAUAUCAUACAGCAAAAACUUCGAAUGAUUUGAUCAAAAUCAAUCAUACAAUUAUGUUUACUUUAAAAGAUAAUCCUUCAAAUAAAACCAAACAUCAAAUAUGGAAAAGUUUAUUACCUCAUUUAAUAAUUGAAGAUGUUGACGGAACACAUCAGACACUUUUAGACAACCCAACUGUUCAGUUGAUUAUCGAUCGAUCAAAACAAAUGUUUACUUAUUGA
Molecule: messenger RNA, 8082 nt
Organism: Adineta steineri
Lineage: Eukaryota; Metazoa; Rotifera; Eurotatoria; Adinetida; Adinetidae
Source: the annotation of a GenBank genome assembly